GGGAGGAAAACCGCGUAGCAAAAUCAAAACAUGGAUGCCCAACCGCUAGGUCGUUCUGGGCACAUGUCGACAUUUCUUGGCAAGUACUUAAUCGUUUUGGGUGGAUUUUCGGAAGUAACACACGAUGAUGGACCACUUGAGAACGUUUACGUAUCAACGAAUGAACUGUGGAUUUAUGAUACUGAGUUUGAGAUAUGGCGAAUGCUGCCCAUAGAUGGACGUACUCCUCACUUUCCACCCGGCCUGUCUGGAGCGUGUGCCGUGCUCGUGGACCAUUACCUGUAUAUUUACGGCGGGCACUCUUUAGAGGGCCACUAUGGGGAGCUUCAUAGGCUGGACCUGAGCUCGCUCUCCUGGGAAAGAGUGCCAUGCAAAGGAAAACGGCCCGCUCCGAGGGACAAGUUUGUCGGUUGGUCUCACGAGGGAAAAUUGCAUUUUUUUGGUGGCUUCGGUGUUCCAUUCGAUGAAGAUCCUGAGGUUGAAGUAUUGCAUGAUAAUGGCAGUUUCCUUCUUAAUCCAGGAACUAUGUUUAGUUACCAAGAGAGGGGAUGGAAUAAUCAGAUUAUUAUAUUUGACCCUGAAACAUUAGUUUGGAGUAAUCCUCAGUACAAGGGUGAACCACCAUCACCACGGGCUGCACAUGCAGCAACUAAAAUAGGGGACAAGGUUUGGAUGUUUGGUGGACGCCAUGGGUUAGUCAGAACAGCUGAACUUCAUUGUUUAGAUCUUAAAAAGAAAACGUGGAGUGGCAGCAUAUGUGCACCAGGCCUCUGGCCAUGUGGACGAACAUGGCAUAGCUUCACAGCAAUCUCACAGCGACAGAUAUUUCUCUAUGGAGGCUAUACCCAGUACAGGAAACCCCUUAGUGAUGGAUGGAUACUUGACACGGAACUACUGCAGUGGACGCAAUUGGAUGUUCCAGGGAACAAGCCACGUCUGUGGCACACUGCAUGUCUGAACAACUACGGUGAAGUGAUGGUAUUUGGAGGUUGCCAGAAGGAUAUCCUUGAUCACGACGAUAACAGUGAUCACUCGAAAGAAAUUCUCACGUUUUGCUUCACGCCUCCUUCACUGGUGCGAAUAUGCAUAAAGCUGGCCAUUGACCACAAAGAUAUUCUAGAGACGGAGUGGGGUGAACUGCCCAAAAGCUUGCGUGGGCUACUCUACAGCAGAUCUGUUAGGCAUAGAGUAGGCGAGCAGACUGAACAGCUACAGCUCAUCACACAUGGAACAUGAACGAGCACAGAGCGCACCUGCUCGUGAAUUACCUUUCUUGUGAUUCAAGUUGUUGUUGAGAUAAGAAGCAACAGCAUUAUUGCAGCAGAGAUUUGUCAUAUGUGAUAAUAUGCCAGCAGCAUGCACAAAGGUGGCCUUGAAGUAUUGCUAUUAUGAACUCAGUGAAGUGGUGAGAAAAUUUCGUAUAAUAAUGACACUACAAUCAUCAUGUUUGAAAAAUGUAUAUAGCACUCGUAAUGCUAAUCAAAAUAAUCGGCAACUGUAAAUUUGCUCACAGCUUGAAUUUGUUAUCUGUAAGUUGUAAGAUCAUAUUACCUACCUAUUAUGUUACGUAAAUGCAAAUUUUAUUAUUUUUUGUUUACGUCAGAAAAAAAAAGUUAUCCAUGUGUCAGAUCUUGGUCUAGUGACAUGACCACUUUCCUUUAUCGGCUGCCCUCCUAUUUUUUCUCCAUGUGUCAGGAAUUUAACAAAAUGAGUAAUGCCCUUCUCCAAAUACCAGCUAUAUAUUUGUAUUUCUGGUAAUGAUUAUUUUUAUUUUUGCAGUUUUUAAAAUAGAAGCAAUGCGGUUUCUACUUUUCACUGACAUUAUCACGGACACUAUUAGUAGAGCAGUGCUCUGCUUUUUGCUUUACAUGUAAAAGAAAACCUUUCUUAGGUGCUCGCAUUGUGAGGUACUAUUUACCUAUUUAGAGAUGACUAUUUAAAUAAAU
Molecule: messenger RNA, 1946 nt
Organism: Priapulus caudatus
Lineage: Eukaryota; Metazoa; Priapulida; Priapulimorpha; Priapulimorphida; Priapulidae
Product: kelch domain-containing protein 2-like
Exons: 9
Coding region: 31-1236 (401 amino acids)
Molecular function (GO): protein binding
Source: RefSeq, a predicted model, not a curated record